AUGGGUGCCUCCUCUUCCUUGUUCCAAAGCUAUUACAUUUUCUUUGCAUUUUUUGCACCCAUUUUGUUUUUGUUAAUGAACAAACAGAGGAAGAAGCUAGUUCAAUUGAAGAAGCUCCCUCCUGGUCCUAGUAAGUUGCCUCUAAUUAGCAACCUCCACCAACUUCGUGGCUUACCACAUCGAUCACUUCAACACCUUUUUGAUGAACAUGGACCCCUCAUGUUCUUGAAACUAGGCUCAAUCCCCACUUUAGUAAUCUCCUCAGCUGAUAUAGCAAGAGAGAUUUUCAAAACCCACGAUCUUGUUUUUUCAGGCAGGCCUGUACUAUAUGCUGCAAAGAAGCUUAGUUACAAGCUCUCUGCUGCGUCAUUUGCUCCCUAUGCAAAUAACAUUGUGUGUCGUGUGGCUUUUGGUAAGAAGUAUGAUAACGGAGAAGAUAAAAGCAAGAGUAGAUUUCAUGGGAUUCUUAAUGAUACACAGGACUUAUUGGGAGGGCUUUGCAUAGCAGACUUCUUUCCAUGGAUGGGAUGGUGGCUCAGCAAGUUUAAUGGCCUUGAAACUAGGCUGGAAAAGAAUUUUAGAGAAUUGGAUGAGAUAUAUGAGAAAGUCAUUGAGGAGCACCUUGAUCCCAGAAGGCCUGAACCUGAGCAUGAAGAUCUUGUUGAUGUAUUGCUUCGAGUUCAGAAAGAUUCAAACCAAGCUAUUGCCCUUAGUAGUGACCAUAUCAAGGGUGUUCUCACGCUAGGCUUAAUCCCCACUUUAGUAAUCUCCUCAACUGAUAUAGCAUGA
Quercus robur (English oak) is the source of this 789-nucleotide messenger RNA. Its product is annotated as cytochrome P450 71A9-like. Gene Ontology annotation, molecular function: oxidoreductase activity, acting on paired donors, with incorporation or reduction of molecular oxygen; iron ion binding; monooxygenase activity. NCBI's taxonomy places the organism in Eukaryota, Viridiplantae, Streptophyta, Magnoliopsida, Fagales, Fagaceae. Bases 1 to 789 code for a protein of 262 amino acids. The record is from RefSeq and is a predicted model, not a curated record. The transcript has 3 exons.